Penicillium salamii is the source of this 336-nucleotide messenger RNA. Lineage: Eukaryota; Fungi; Ascomycota; Eurotiomycetes; Eurotiales; Aspergillaceae. The record is from the annotation of a GenBank genome assembly.
AUGGAAAGUCACGUGAGUGCGAACAUCGAACUCCCGAAUCUCCGGAUCGAAUGUCGAAACCCGUAUCGUUUUCACCCCCUUCAAUCAAAUCCUAUCCCCCACCCGCCCUUCAAAAUGACUGCCGCCUGGAAAGCCGCCGGUUUGACCUACAACCGCUACCUGGCCAUCGCCGCUCGCACCGUGCGCCGCUCCCUCAAGGACGGUCCCCGUCUCGCCUCUGAGCGCCGCGGCCAGAUGGAUCUCCGUUUCGCCAAGUGGGAGAACGGCAAGCAGGGUGAGGUCCGCUCGCUCGCCCAGGCCAACAACGAGGCCGUUGCCCAGACCGCUGAGAAAUAA